Phytophthora nicotianae INRA-310 is the source of this 5298-nucleotide messenger RNA. RefSeq lists its product as hypothetical. The record is from RefSeq and is a predicted model, not a curated record. Bases 1 to 5298 code for a protein of 1765 amino acids. Lineage: Eukaryota; Oomycota; Peronosporomycetes; Peronosporales; Peronosporaceae. Gene Ontology annotation, molecular function: protein binding; calcium ion binding. The transcript has a single exon.
AUGGCGGCGGGCAAGUUUAAAUCUCAUAGCAGCAAAGAGACUUUGAGACGACCACCUUCGUCAACGCGGGAUGAUUCCAUUGACGAUCUGUACGAGAACAAUGCGUUCGGAGACGAAGACCGCGAACUGGAAGCUGCAACAGCCAAGGCCGAAAGCAAGACAAAACGUAGCGCAGUGGAGCCUCAAGAGUCAAAAGUUGCCGGUAGUAAGUCUCUCGGCAACAAGAUGCAGUUCGACGUGUGGGUGGCACGGAAGGACAAGUACGAACGCAUGGCACGAGCAUUGGCACAACUGGACUCGGCUCGAGCUGCCAGUGAGGAUUCCUGGCUCGAAGUAGCAGUAGCUUUGGCAGCUACAGAUUGCCAGCUCAAGACGGGAAAGACGUCGGCGUGUGACUGCCCUGGGGUGUGUCGUGAGCCAGCGCAUUCCGUGGCGAGGCAGCGUACGCGUUGUCAGUGUCCAGCUCGAAAGUGCUCCCUGUGCAGACGUUGCGUUGGUACGAAGCCAGGAGCGAUUUCUCCGAAGAUGAUCGCAGUGCUGGAGCCUUACGAAGGAGUUGUGAAUGGGUCUUUCGAUAGUACGAAGGCCAUUUUGGAUCUUGCGACGAUUAUUGUACGCACGGGUGAAGGCCAAAGUCUCAGUCUGGAGGAUGGCACGAGUGUUCGUAUCACCACAGCAGCGUUCCGGAUGGCUCAGACGGUGUUAGCGCAGUGCAGCAUAUUGGAAUCACCUGAAGGUGUGAAGCUUCAGCGCCCUUGCACUUGUCCUGUACGCUCACUGGGAGAUCUCUGGGUCAAGUGGACUACCAAGAACCACACCUUCUCACGUGUACCGCUCACUGAGGACGAAGCGAAGCAAUUCUCUGCAGGUACGAGGCAGAUGAUGGAUCAGGAUAAGAAUGAAGACGGCAAUACAACGUACUACAUGACGCUCAAAUGGCACGCCGCAGCCAAGCCUCAGAAGGGGGAUACAGCCAAGAUCGCUGCUCGUCGAGCACUCACAGUGGACCAGAAGAAGCAGAACGCGUUUUUCCUCGGACUCUGCAAGAAAUACUGGCAGAAAGCUCAACUCCGCGUGGCUGAACAUCUUCAGAAGACGCUGGCAGCAAUGGCAGACAACGCUCAAAGCUCUGGUAAAAGUACAGCCGAUGUGGAGAUGGCAGCGUUGAAUCGUCUUGGCGUACGACGCAUGUUGCAGUGGCUUGAGGAAGACGCAGAAGCCGUGGAGAACGCUCGUCAAGAAGAAGCACGGGAGAAAGCAGAGGGAGGAAUCGUGGCGCACAACGCCUGGGUACGUCGCAAAGACCGUCUGCGUAUCCGUAUGCCACCUCCAGAGGCAAAUGACGGCGCAAGACCAGCUCGACAGCCCCCACCGCCUCGAUUCGACUUCUCCUUGGGCUCUGGACUCGUUCGUCAAAAGAAGGUUUGUCGUCCUCCAAGCUCCACGGCUGAGCUCAUGAGGAACAGCGGUCUCAAGUACGUGCACGCCAUGAGUGAAGGGUUCCAAGGUCGCGGUGGCGACUUGGAAAAGAGCAAACAACUGCUGGUCCAGCAGGGUCACGUGUUGCGCGAUAACUUCGAUCAGGACAACAGAGAUGACGACGAUGAUCCAGACUCGAAGCCGUUCUCGAAAGACCGCUAUCUUUUUGAACGCCGUAAUAACCCUGCUCUCCGUGGGAAGCUCGAGGGGGAUCGUCGUCGACGAGAACAAAGUCGGGAAAGCUACGCAGCUUGGGUCGCACACAAGGCCAUGCGGGAUAAAGCUGUCAAGUUCUUGGAACAUCUUCCAUCACCGAGAGAAGGUGACGAGGGUGAACCGACCAUCGACAAUAACGCCAGCUACGAAGACGAUUUCGAUGAGGAUUCAGGGCGCAGUGGGCCUGCAACGCCGGCGACGGUGCGUUGGGAAGAGGUCGGGAAAGCUCUCAAAGCUGUAGACCGCACGCUACUGGACGCGUGGGUGCGCUGGAGUCGCGGAUUCCGUAGUGCUGGACGCUGUCGUGCUCUGUGGGAGAGUUUCACUCCUGUUAGCUGUGAUGUCCACUGUGCGUCUUCUCCACUUCGUGACGUGUUUCUCAAACUGCUGCAUCGCCCGUCGGGCGUGAACUACCGUCAAGCAUGCGUUGAAUUCUGCACAAGACGACACAAACAGGCUUUGGCUCGUGGUGAUGCCAUCGAUGAGAACGGUGAAGAGCUGGACGAAGAGCUGGAGGAAGCCAAACUCAUCAAACGCUAUGGGCUUGUGGCUGGACGUGAGCUUGCAGUGCUCGUUCGACGUCUUGGCGUCGUGUUGCAGCCCGAAGAAACUCAACGACUUGUAGAGUUCUUUGCCGAUCCUGAAGAAGCUCAAGAAGCGAGUGGGCCAGUUCGGAUUAAACUCGAGGCCUUUCUGGCUGUGGUGGGCGAUGAACGUCGCGCCUUGUGUCGUGGGGACACGGAUCAACUCCUGAGCUCCGUUUGUAUGUGGGAGACUGUUUGCCACGAGUGCGGAAUGUUGAACGCCUUCCAGCUUGUACUCGGCACUGAAGGUUCCAGUCAUCGACGUCGCGCUGAGCUGCCAGGGCAUGUUUGUAGACGUGAACAGUAUGGAGGAAGGUUCAAUUGCAGUCCUGAAAGCGAUAUGAUCGCUGUGCGACGUGUAGCCCCUCGCCAAUGCGCCUUCGCUCAAUGGGACGAUACAAAAGCUGCGCCGUUCCUGAAGAAAUUGGAAUUGUGGUCUGCAGUGCCACGAGAGCAGCAUGUUCUACGCGAGUUGGUGACUUCUGGCCAGCCUCCGGGUGUCCCUGUGCUCGAGAGAGACGACGACGAUGACGCAUUGGACUUGACCACAAUGCUACGUCUGCGAUGGAAGAUGGCGGACACUAGGAAUGGUGGGGCACCAGCUUUUUAUCAGCUGGAGACGGCGGGCGCUGAGGGAUCAGCUUCGUUCCGAGUGAGCAAUUACCACGAAAUUUGUCGCGAUCCGAAGGAUUUCUCCGAUAAUGACGGCGUGCCUCGCGGUACGUUCACAGUCACGGGUCUGUCGCCGAAUACCAAGUACGCGUUCCGUGUACGUGCGCUUAAUGGCUUUGGUGCUGGUGGCUACGCUUUCUCGUACUUCGUGACAGCUCCAGCGAGGCCUGCUGAGCCUCUGGCCAUUACAGUAGGUCCUUACAGUGUGAAACUCGCAUGGGAGAGCUCCUCGUACUACACGCGACGACUUCGAGAGCUGGAAGAAGUGUUCCGAGAGGCUGAUGUCGACGGGAAUGGCCGAAUCUCACGCGAUGAGUUCAUGGAGGAGAUUGAACGUCGUAAGCCAAAGUUGGUCGCUUUCCUCCAGCAGACUACAGCUGCAGCGACUGAAAAUGGUGCGACGACGGGGGCUCCAUUGAGUGUAUUUGAUGCCAUUGAGACGGACGAUAACGAGAGCAUUUCGUGGGACGAGUUCUUAAGGUUCUUCCAUGGUGUCUUGGAUCUCCCAGACACCGCAUCACGUAGUUCUAAAGCUUCUAAAGCUUCUGCGAGAUCCUCGACGAACUCGAGUAGGUCGCUGAGCGGCUCUGCGUCGUCUCGGUCCCUCCAGAAAUCGUCAAAAAGCAAGUCGAGCACCUCCGCUUCAACAUGUCGAUACAUUCUCAAGCAGUGCUCCAACGAGUCUGCAGGAGAAUACGUCGAGAUCUAUCGAGGUGCGGCUCCAAGGUUUGAAGUGCUGGGACUCCAUAGUGGAUCAACGUAUCAAUUCCGAGUACAGGCAGUGAAUGCUGAAGGUCGAGCCAGUCUACACAGCGAACCCGUCGUCGUGAACACGCUGCUACCCACUCCAGCCCCUCCGACAGUAAAUACUGCAGCUGUCGAGUCUGCAGUUCAAAGUUCCGUCUUGCGUCUGCGUUGGGCGGUGGCUAACGCUCGUCCAAGCAUAUCUGUUGGAGCCUUACGUGCGCCUAAUGGUGCAGAUGAUCAGGUGUCUCGAUUGCUGAAGGAAUGGGCUCAAGAAACGAGUUUGGAUGAUGGCGCCGUGGAUUUCAAGGCGCGCUUCGAUCGCUAUGACGUUGACGGUAGUGGAUAUCUCGAACUACCAGAGUUCCAGACACUUCUUAGCGAACUGGGAGUGCCACCGACACCAGAGCGACUCGCUGCUUAUCUAGCAGCCUUUGACCUCGAUUCUGAUGGCAAGAUCUCGUUCCCUGAGUUCGCUCGCUGGUGGACACAGCCAGAUGUCCACUACGUACUGAAGCGCGACGCUGGGUAUCGGGACGGAGAGGAAGAUACAAAUGUACCAGACUCCAAAGCUGACGAGAUGCGUCUUGUGUGCUAUCGUGGCUCCGAGGCAUCAGCGACGGUGAGUGGCUUGGAGCCCAACACACGCUAUCGUUUCCGUCUUCGACUGGUGGGAGCUCAUGCGUCGAGUGCACUCAGUGAGGCAUUGACAAUCUACACCGCUCCCAGCGCCCCCACUUGCGUCGGGAGGGUGGAGGUGGGCUCAGAUAGUGCACUAAUCCGCUGGCAUCCAGGCCCCGGUGGUGCACUACGAUAUGCUGUGGACUGCAAACGCAUCGAGACGCUGGCACCACGAGCUUCUAGCUUGAAUGAUGCUCCCAGCGAGUGGCGUCGUGUAUAUGAUGGUCGUGAGUCGCUGGCAUAUCUCCGUGAGCUGCAGCCCGAGACGGUCUAUCGUCUUCGUGUGUUUGCCAUCAACAGCGACGAAAUCCAGAGCGCACAGUCCACAGUCUCGCAGCUUUGCACAACUAGCAAAGAGGACGCACAACGUCGUGCUCGAAUGGCCAAGCGACCUGCAGGUGCUGCCGACUACUUCACCAUCGAAUGCGGACCAGAGGAAGGAGAUCUGGUACUUGGCGAUACUGUGCUCUUCUGCGAACGCCUCAUGCGUCGUAGCACAGACGCGGAUCGUUUCUCGAGACAAAGUUCCGGUUUGGCGCAGGCCUCGGUGUACUCUGUGACCAGCUCCACUGGAGGCGCCGAAGCUGUUGGAGAACGCACCGUUGCAGCGAAAGUUGUCGGGAUUUCUCGACAUCCUCGACUGGGGAUCGUGUUGGCACUCACAGUUGUUUGGUGUACUGUGCAGCUCUACAAUGUGGAGGCACUAGCGACGGCUUCAAGUCGUGGAGGAGCGAGUGUCAGUGGAAGGAAGAAGGUGCCAACGAUCCACACAACCAGUCGAGAGCUUAUAGGCGUCGACGGAUACACACUUGCCACCGAUCUUAAAAUCUCACGACCUGAACGGAACUUGUAUCGCUUUGACACGUUCCGAGCGGAGUGGGAAGACGAAGCUGCUCGGUAUCCAAGCACUUGGGAUAAGUAG